Myripristis murdjan (pinecone soldierfish) is the source of this 573-nucleotide messenger RNA. Its product is annotated as cerebellin-1. Gene Ontology annotation, molecular function: protein binding. Gene Ontology annotation, cellular component: glutamatergic synapse; synaptic cleft. The coding region runs from base 1 to 573 and encodes 190 amino acids. Lineage: Eukaryota; Metazoa; Chordata; Actinopteri; Holocentriformes; Holocentridae. The record is from RefSeq and is a predicted model, not a curated record. The transcript is spliced from 3 exons. Gene Ontology annotation, biological process: maintenance of synapse structure.
AUGUUCCUCGGACUGCUGCUCCUCGUCCAGUGGGGGCCUUCGGAGGUCAGAUGUCAGAACGACACAGAGCCAAUCGUGUUGGAGGGAAAAUGCCUGGUGGUGUGUGACUCCACCCCCUCUGCCGAGCCGUCAGGUAACGCCCUGGGCAUGUCGGUGAGGUCGGGCACCGGUCGUGUGGCAUUCUCCGCCAUCCGUAACACCAACCAUGAACCCUCUGAGAUGAGCAACCGCACCAUGACCAUCUACUUUGAUCAGAUUCUCGUGAACGUGGGUAGUCAUUUUGAUCCAGCGAGGAGUAUCUUUGUGGCCCCCAGAAAAGGAGUCUACAGUUUCAGCUUCCAUGUGGUCAAAGUCUACAACCGACAGACAAUACAAGUGAGUUUGGUCCUCAACGGCUGGCCAGUGAUCUCGGCCUUUGCGGGCGAUCAGGACGUGACCAGGGAAGCGGCCACCAACGCCGGGCUGGUCAUGAUGGAGAGAGGGGACAAGGCUUACCUCAAACUGGAGCGGGGGAACCUGAUGGGAGGGUGGAAGUACUCCACUUUCUCUGGGUUUCUGGUGUUCCCCUUGUAG